AUGCGCACUACCGUUGAGGACAGUACCGGCAGCACGGAAGCGACCGCUGCCACCGUCGGCGUCGCGGUGCAUCACCAUCAUCAGCAUCAGCAGCAUCGCGGUACUACCGACGUCGCCGCCGUCGCCGCCGUCCGACACCUGGGCGUCGAGCAGCAGGAGCGAUCGGCGGCGGCGCCGAUCCAUCUGGCCACCGCCACGCCGUAUCAUCAGCUCACCAUCGCCGCGGACACCAAUAACAACCACGAUCAUCAUCGGAAUCUCGAGCAUCACGCGGUCCAACGACACGAUCAUUGGAAUAAGUGGCAACUGCAUUCGCCGAACGGCGAUAGCGACAACAGCAACGGUAGCCAGCGUGCGGUGGCUGUUACUCGUAGCGAGGUAGAACAACAGCAGCAGCAGCAACAACAGCAGCAACAGCAGCAGCAGCAGCAACAACAGCAGCAGCAGCAGCAACUACAUCGCCCACGACAACAGCAACGUCAAGCGACUGCUACCGUUCCGGUUCUCGCUUGCACUAAUCAAUCGUCCAUCACCACGACUACGACCGCCCUCACAGUGGCAUCAAGCAUGCUACUUUUGCAGACACAGAGUCCCUUUGGUAAUUUCGGGGAGUUCCUGAAUAGCUCAUAUCCAGACGCUGCGGAUGCUGGAAGCUUACCCGAGGAGUUGGAUCCCUUUCCGGAACUGCAACUCGGGAAUCCGCAAGGCGUGCCUCCGGUCGACAACUCUGUUCCGUCUCAACAAAGUGUACACCAUCAGCAGCCAUCACAACCGCCACCACCACCUCCACCUCUCCCCGAAGAUAUCCAAGCUGAUUCUCUUAGUCCUACGCCGUUACCGAGCUUCCAGGAGACAUACACGCAACGAUAUACCAGGCAGGAACUCCAAAGUCUUGGUCUUAAGAUGGACGAAUGCUACGACACUCCGGUAUAUUGCACCACUACUCAUUAUCCUGAGUUCUCGGCCGCGGUGCCCUAUGAGCAGCAACCACAACAGCAGCAUCCUCAUCAUCAUCCGCAGCAUCAUCAGCAAGCCCCGCAUCAUCAUCAAAGUUACUUCCCCACGGAAUCGGCGCCCACCCCGGCAACGACGGUUGUACCCUCCAAUCAUCGGCAGGAUCCAUCCUACGGAGUGACUGUCGCCAUGCCUAUAGUUUACGGAGCACCAUCAGUUAUCGCUGUCGCCACUCCCGUAGUUCCUACCGAUCUCUGUCCCACUGUUGUCACCAGCGUCGAUUCCAGCGUCAUUGGUACUACUCGGCCGCGAAGGGCGUCAUUGCCCACACAGAGAUCAGAAUCAGCAAGUAGUGGGAGCACGGAUUCCCCAAAGCCGCGCGGCGGCGGCGGUACCGCGAGUUCCACUGUCAGUUCACCAUCGCCCGGAAGCGGUACCAGUGGCGAACGCGCACCUCCGAGUCCGAGCCAGCUCUGCGCUGUAUGCGGUGAUACCGCGGCCUGUCAGCACUAUGGUGUACGCACAUGCGAGGGCUGCAAGGGUUUCUUCAAGAGAACUGUGCAAAAGGGCUCCAAAUAUGUGUGCUUGGCCGAGAAGGCUUGCCCAGUAGACAAACGCCGGCGAAAUCGUUGCCAGUUCUGCCGAUUCCAGAAGUGCCUGAUGGUUGGCAUGGUCAAAGAGGUCGUUAGAACAGAUUCUCUGAAGGGCCGUCGAGGCAGGUUGCCCUCAAAGCCCAAGUCACCGCAAGAAUCCCCACCGAGUCCACCGAUCUCUUUGAUUACCGCUCUGGUUCGCGCCCAUCUUGACACAACGCCGGACAAGGCAAGUUUGGAUUACUCACAGUACCGACAACCUAGACCGGGUGAUCCACCAAUAACCGAGGCCGAGAAGAUUCAACAGUUCUACAAUUUAUUGACAACCUCGAUCGAUGUUAUCCGAAAUUUCGCCGACAAAAUCCCCGGAUUCACGGAUCUAGUGCGGGAAGAUCAGGAAUUGCUCUUCCAAUCGGCCAGUCUAGAACUGUUUGUGCUCAGGCUGGCGUACCGCACGCACCCGGACGACACGAAGCUGGUCUUCUGCAACGGCGUUGUCCUCGCGUUGGAGCAGUGUCAGCGUAGCUUCGGCGAUUGGCUGCACAGCAUACUUGACUUUUGCAAAGCCCUCCACUUCCUGGAGGUCGAUAUCAGCGCCUUCGCCUGUCUGUGCGCUCUCACCCUGGUUACUGAGAGGUACGGAUUGAAAGAACCGCAGCGCAUGGAACAGCUGCAGAUGAAAAUUGUCUCGUCCUUGCGCGACCACGUGACCUAUAAUGCCGAGGCGCAGAGGAAGUCGCAGUACCUGUCGUACCUACUGGGGAAGAUACCGGAGCUGAGAAGUCUCUCGGUCCAAGGCCUCCAGCGGAUCUUUUACCUCAAGUUGGAGGACUUGGUGCCGGCGCCACCCCUGAUCGAGACGAUGUUUGUUGGUAGCCUGCCCUUCUAAACCAAGCAGCCUCGCCAGCACAUAGAGCAAUUAU
Atta colombica is the source of this 2470-nucleotide messenger RNA. RefSeq names its product nuclear receptor subfamily 4 group A member 2 (gene Hr38). Gene Ontology annotation, molecular function: zinc ion binding; RNA polymerase II cis-regulatory region sequence-specific DNA binding; nuclear glucocorticoid receptor binding. The transcript is spliced from 8 exons. Gene Ontology annotation, cellular component: nucleus; transcription regulator complex. Gene Ontology annotation, biological process: regulation of transcription by RNA polymerase II; cellular response to corticotropin-releasing hormone stimulus. Bases 1 to 2436 code for a protein of 811 amino acids. NCBI's taxonomy places the organism in Eukaryota, Metazoa, Arthropoda, Insecta, Hymenoptera, Formicidae. The record is from RefSeq and is a predicted model, not a curated record.